Messenger RNA from Zea mays, 728 nucleotides. RefSeq lists its product as uncharacterized. The coding region runs from base 183 to 527 and encodes 114 amino acids. Lineage: Eukaryota; Viridiplantae; Streptophyta; Magnoliopsida; Poales; Poaceae. The record is from RefSeq and is a predicted model, not a curated record. The transcript has a single exon.
UAGCGCCCGGCUCUAUCCUUACUCACGUCACGUGACGACCCUUUAUAAAUGAAGGCGCGAUCACGUCGUGUCGGAUCACAGAACAUCGGGCAAGCGCGCCUACUAGCUAUUAACAGUAAAAGUCCACGAGAAAGGGAGGGAACAACCGCGAGCAGCGAAUCAAGCCAAGGGUACAUACGGCGAUGGAGGCGGCCAAGGAGCGGCAGCAGCGGAAGGCCGCCGGCGAGGGCGACAGCACCACGGUGCAGCUGCCGACGGAGACGAGCCCGUACGUGCAGUACGAGGGCCUCGAGGACUACAAGAUGCGCGGCUACGGCGCGCAGGGCCACCUCCCCGUCUCCGACGUACCCCACGGCGGCUCCGGCACUGAGGCGCCCACCGUCCCCGGCACUGCCAUCCCCGUGGCGGAGCCGAAGCGCCGCGACGACGUCCAGCCUCAGCGAGACCUGGGAGGAGACGGAGGAGGGGGCGUCCGGCGCCCCGGGGACACGUCCACCGACGCCAUCAACCGCCACGGCGUGCCGUAGCUUUAGCUUGGCUUUGGCUGGGUCUCGUCCGGGCGCGCGCGUCUCCAGGAGACCAGGACACAUGGCCGAGCCUCUCGUCAAUGUGAGCCUGUCCGUGUGUUGGAUGUAAAACCAUACGCAAGUUCUGUAACUAAAAAUAAUGGGCGCUUUAUGUCACUGCAAUAACUUGAUACGAGUGACUAGUGCUGGGAAUAUGGGCUA